This is a messenger RNA of Closterium sp. Naga37s-1, 1014 nucleotides long. Lineage: Eukaryota; Viridiplantae; Streptophyta; Zygnematophyceae; Desmidiales; Closteriaceae. The record is from the annotation of a GenBank genome assembly.
AUGGCCUUCCUGAAGAAUGCGAUUCCUCUUGCUCGCCGAGCCCUGUCGUCCGCAGCAGGCUCGGCACAGCCUCGGAAGGUGGCGGUUCUGGGCGCUGGCGGCGGCAUUGGGCAGCCUCUGAGUCUUCUGAUGAAGUCGAGCCCGCUUGUAACGGAUCUGUCGCUGUACGAUGUUGCGGGUACUCACGGAGUUGCUGCUGACAUCAGCCACAUCUGCUCCAACGCCAAGGCGAAGGGCUAUCUCGGCUCGGACGAGCUUGCCGGAGCUCUGGAGGGCAGCGAUCUGGUGCUGAUCCCCGCUGGCGUGCCACGUAAGCCGGGCAUGACCCGGCAAGAUCUGUUCAACAUCAACGCGGGCAUCGUGAAGGGUCUGUGCGAAGCCAUCUCCAAGCACUGCCCCACGGCGGCGGUGGGCAUGAUCAGCAACCCCGUGAACUCGACCGUGCCCAUCGCGGCGGAGGUGUUCGCCAAGGCCGGCACGUACGACCCCAAGAAGCUGUUCGGCAUCACCACUCUCGACAUCGUGCGCGCGCGCACCUUCUACGCGGAAGCCAAGGGGCUCAACGCGGAAGACGUGAGGAUACCGGUGGUGGGCGGCCACGCGGGCGCCACCAUCAUUCCGCUCUUCUCCCAGGCGACGCCCUUCGUGGAGCUGUCGGAUGAGGAGAGGGAUCAGCUCACCAAGCGCACGCAGGACGGCGGUACCGAGGUGGUGCAGGCCAAGGCGGGCAAGGGCUCCGCCACGCUGUCCAUGGCGUAUGCGGCGGCAGUGUUUGCUGACUCGCUCCUGAAGGCCAUGAACGGCGCCCCCAACGUCGUUGAGUGCACCUAUGUGGAGUCAAAGCUCACAGAGGCCCGCUUCUUUGCCUCCAAGGUGCGUCUGGGCCCCAGUGGCGCGGAGGAGAUUCUUCCCCUGGGUGACCUGAUCCCAUAUGAGGAGAAGGCCAUUCAGCGCGCCCUGCCCGAGCUCCAGGAGUCCAUCCAGGCUGGUGUGGACUUUGUCAAGAACGCCUAA